Caenorhabditis elegans is the source of this 1259-nucleotide messenger RNA. RefSeq names its product Potassium channel domain-containing protein (gene twk-3). The record is from RefSeq and is marked reviewed. Gene Ontology annotation, biological process: potassium ion transmembrane transport. Gene Ontology annotation, cellular component: membrane. Gene Ontology annotation, molecular function: potassium channel activity. The coding region runs from base 30 to 1181 and encodes 383 amino acids. The transcript has 6 exons. Lineage: Eukaryota; Metazoa; Nematoda; Chromadorea; Rhabditida; Rhabditidae.
CUUCAACUUUUUCCUUGUUCUUCUUAAAAAUGACGGUUUCAAUGGAAGAGAAUUCUAAGAUUCAGAUGUUAUCAGCUACAAGUAAAGAUAAGAAAGUUGCGACUGAUAGAAGUCUUUUGAAUAAAUAUCACCUUGGACCUCUUGCCCUGCAUACGGGCCUAGUUUUAAGCUGCGUAACUUAUGCACUGGGUGGAGCAUAUUUAUUCUUAUCAAUUGAGCAUCCAGAAGAGCUCAAAAGACGUGAAAAGGCAAUUCGAGAAUUUCAAGAUCUCAAGCAACAAUUUAUGGGAAAUAUUACUUCUGGAAUAGAAAAUUCGGAACAAAGUAUAGAAAUAUAUACGAAGAAGUUAAUUUUAAUGUUGGAAGAUGCUCAUAAUGCUCAUGCAUUUGAAUACUUUUUUCUAAAUCACGAAAUACCAAAAGAUAUGUGGACUUUCUCGUCAGCGUUGGUGUUUACCACAACUACAGUAAUACCUGUUGGGUAUGGAUAUAUUUUUCCCGUAUCAGCAUAUGGUCGAAUGUGUCUAAUUGCAUAUGCUCUACUCGGAAUUCCACUGACUCUUGUUACUAUGGCUGAUACUGGCAAGUUUGCUGCCCAAUUGGUAACACGUUGGUUUGGAGAUAAUAAUAUGGCAAUUCCUGCAGCUAUAUUCGUUUGUCUUCUCUUUGCUUAUCCACUUGUUGUCGGAUUUAUUUUAUGUUCAACUUCUAAUAUCACAUACUUGGAUUCUGUUUAUUUUUCAUUGACGUCAAUUUUUACAAUAGGGUUUGGAGAUUUGACACCUGACAUGAACGUAAUCCAUAUGGUUUUAUUUCUGGCUGUUGGCGUAAUUCUUGUAACAAUUACUCUCGACAUUGUAGCUGCUGAAAUGAUUGAUAGAGUACAUUACAUGGGUCGGCAUGUUGGAAAAGCUAAAGAAUUAGCUGGAAAAAUGUUCCAAUUGGCUCAAUCAUUAAAUAUGAAGCAGGGAUUGGUGUCAGGAGUCGGACAAUUGCAUGCAUUGGCAAGAUUUGGAAUGUUGGUUGGCAGAGAGGAAGUCGACAAAACUCAAGAAGACGGGAUUAUUGCAUUUUCUCCCGAUGUUAUGGAUGGACUAGAAUUCAUGGAUACUCUAUCCAUUUAUAGCCGGAGGAGUCGACGAUCAGCAGAAAACUCUGCGAGAAAUCUUUUUUUGUCCUAAUCAUUUUUUAAUUUUAUAUUUCGAAGAUCCAUUAUUGAAGAAUAUAAUUUUUUGGAUAUGAAUAUUUUACCAUGACAA